UCACAAGAACAAAAAGCCCAUUUUUUCUUCUUCUGAGAGCUUUUCACAGCAUCGACACUCGCUCAUUCGAACUUUAUCAGUCUUUCCUCUCAUGGCGACCGCUUUCGCUCCCGUUUCGUUCUCAGGUGGAUCUCAGCUCAAAGUAUGUGAGCAUUGGUCCACAAAGUCAAAUUCAUUUCAGAGGCCCUCAAGACUGAUAGUUCAGAGGAAAUCAUGUAAAAUGGGAAGCAAGCGCAACUUAUCAGUUCAAGCAGAAUACAGUGAUGGUAGUAGAGGUGGAGGCGGUGAUUUUAUUGCUGGUUUUCUCCUUGGAGGUGCUGUUUUUGGAACUUUAGCUUAUGUAUUUGCUCCCCAGAUAAGAAGAUCACUGCUUAAUGAAGAUGAAUAUGGGUUUCGUAAGGCCAGGAGGCCGAUAUACUAUGAUGAAGGUCUCGAGAGAACCCGCCAGACUUUGAACGAGAAAAUCAGCCAGCUAAAUUCUGCUAUUGACAAUGUAUCUUCACGAUUAAGAGGUGGCAACAAUUCGCCUACUGUACCUAUUGAAACUGAUACCGAGGCGGAAGCUACCAUGUGAUGUUAUGGUGGGUUAUCAUGAUCUGAGGGACGGUACCAGCUUAAUCUUUACUUGAAAAAGUGACAUAUGAACCACUGAACCUACAUAAUGGUUUGUGCUAUUGGUUUUUGUUCACUGGAAGUUGUUGAGUUGCACCGUAAAUUUACCUUUUGUUUCUCCCUUCAAUGAAAAACUUCAUUUUUAAUGUGAUUUUUGGCUUCCUGUAAAUGGUUUCACACUGAA
Tripterygium wilfordii is the source of this 796-nucleotide messenger RNA. RefSeq lists its product as uncharacterized. NCBI's taxonomy places the organism in Eukaryota, Viridiplantae, Streptophyta, Magnoliopsida, Celastrales, Celastraceae. The record is from RefSeq and is a predicted model, not a curated record. The transcript is spliced from 5 exons. Gene Ontology annotation, cellular component: chloroplast inner membrane; chloroplast thylakoid membrane. Bases 92 to 574 code for a protein of 160 amino acids.